ACCAAGCAUGCCGUCCGAAGCACUAACGGACCCGGUCUACUCCGAAGCCACAACGCCCAAGGGUGCCGACCUCGCCCCCGCGUACGACGAAGCCGCCGAGCGCAACGUCAAGCCCAACUGGAUCCUGUACUCCAGUCUGCUCGUGGCGCUGCUGCAGCCUUUCCAGAGCGGGUGGUCGUCGUCCCAGACCAACCUCUCGCAGUACAGCAACACGGACGAGUGCAAUGCGCGUCCCGUGGCCGAGGACACCUGUCUGAUGUUCCCGGGCCACUCCAAGCUCGAGUGGACGUUCGCCGUCAAUGCUUGGAUCUUCGGCGGCAUGAUCGGCUCGCUCUGCUGCGGCCACUUCAGCGACCUGUGGGGCCGCAGGAAGCUGCUCUUCGUCAACUGCAUCUUCAUGCUCGCAGGCGCCGCCAUCCAGACGCCCGUGUCGAACGUCUGGGCGUUUGCGGUCGGCCGCAUGAUCGCGGGUAUCGCCUCGGGCACCGCCACGGGAACACUCGGCGCCUACACGAACGAGCUGUCGCCGCCGCACCUGCGCAACAUGCUCGGCAUGGGUCUGCAGAUCUCGGUGACCAUCGGCAUCCUGUUCCCGGCGAUCUGCUUCUUCUUCGCCAACACGAGCAGCGGCUGGCGCUACCUGGCGGGCUUCCCGGCCGUCCUCGCCGUGCUCUUCCUGCUGCUGGCUCCGUCCAUGUGCGUCGAGAGCCCCGCGUGGUUGCUCAUGAAGGGCCGGCGCGAGGAGGCCAAGCAGGUCAUCACUCGACUCUACGGCGAGGAGAACGUGUACCUGGCGCUGUCGUGGCUCGAGUCGUCCAGCAAGCCCGACCCGGAGCAGGCGCUCGUGAACGACUCGGCGCAGCAGGAGUCGCUCUUCUCGCCCAAGUACCGCCUGCCGCUGGCCUGCGCCAUGCUGCUCUCGUGCACGCAGCAGCUCUCGGGCAUCAACGCCGUCUUCUACUACUCCAACUCCAUCUUCGAGGACGCCGGCAUCUCGGACCCGCGCGUCGGCACGCUCAUCAUCGACUUUGUCAACAUCUGGCCGGCCUUCUUCACGGGCUUCCUGGCCAAGCGCUUCGGCAACCGGAACCUCAUCCUCUGGGGCAUCGCCGGCAUGUUCGUCAUGGCCGUGCUCAUGACCGUGGCCUUCCUCGUGGACGUCGCGGCGCUGUCCGUCGUCUUCAUGGCGCUCUACGUGAUCGCCUUCGGCGCGACGCUCGGGCCGCUCGUCUGGGUCAUCACGGCCGACCUGUUCCCGGACUCAGUGCGCGCCACCGCCACGUCCAUCGGCAUCGGCGUCAACUGGCUCUGCAACCUCAUCGUCGGCGUCGCCUACCCGUACAUCGCCGACGCCUUCGACGACUACAGCUACGUGCCGUUCGUGGUGCUGCUGGCCAUCUUCUACGCGCUGUCGCUCAAGCUCGUCCCGGAGACGUACGGCAAGUCGGCCGAGGAGGUGCAGCGCGAGUUCCAGCAGCAGCGUGGGGGCCAGUAGCGGGGCAGUCAACGGCAGCAGAAAGGUGGGGAGGCAGGCGACGAGAGGGUGGCCGUGUGCUUUGACGACUUCCGGGUCUUCGUGCCGCCGUCAUUGAGAGGCGCAGAUGUUGCAGCCUACGCUUUGAGAGUAGUGUUUUGAGAUAGUUGCUGCGUGGAUAGUGAUGAAAUGAGCGACGCAGCAGUAGUUUUGCUUUGAUUGAGAAGGCAGUUUAUCCAUUGAUAAUGCGCACAGUAUCGAUAUUGUUUUCAGGUUUGCCCAAACCUUUGGGGGGUUUAACGCGCCUUUGAUCUGCUAAAACUGUGGAAACUUCUGAUCAGUUGUGUAAAUCUAGCUAACUCGUGUUGUCUGGUGCACAGGGAUACGAGGGGGUCAAACAGCACUACAAUCCUCUCAGCGUAAAACGAUGGGUCCACACGACGAUUUAGACGUAGACGCGCUCCACCGGUGUAAGCCAGCACAGUCUCAGUACACAAUCGCAUCAAGCUUUUGGCAUUAUUGUAGUGAGGUCUCUUCUUAACUUUCUCGUCUCCAAAACAAUAUUGUUGACACUGGAUGAUUUGCAGUUGAGGAAAAUCUCGCUUUGCAACAAGAGAAGAAGCGCUUGCCGACAUAGAGCAGCCUACACACACUGUUGGCUGUGAGCGCAACAAGGAUAGCGAGGUAGCCUGGUAGGUCAGUUUAGAAUUUGCUUCGAGAAACCCUCCACGCCGCACCCCUCGGCUGGAGUUCCAUUCCCGCUUUGAAUGAACUGACUGCAGCCCCCAAGUGCGAUAUUUGAAGGUGCAAAUUUUCUGUGGUCUGAAACCCCUGUAUUCUAAAUGUGCACGUAAACCACUUCGCCAUUUCGCCAUUCCUGACAAGAAGACCCGCGUAGUCUACAGCGAACAAGAGUGUGAUGAAUACCCGCGCACCACUUUCCGCAAAGUUUAGGCGCGUACUACUGGGCUGUUUCGCACUUCAACGACUGUUGGUCACGAUAGGUGCCGCGCUCUCCGUAUUCUACAGCCCUCUCCAGUCGGCUUUCGACUCGAAUAGUCUGGGUCUGCUGCUUGGAGGUGUCGCGGUUCUACUUGUGCUGCUCGGGUGCGUCUUCUUGGCGAGGCGCACGAGUGUCGUCAAGUGGUUCUCUCUCCUGCUGCUGAGUCUUGCAGGGGUGGCGAUUUGGAUCGGCUUUGACAAGCUACUCCACACGACAAUUCGACUUUUCAACUGCAGCUUCUCACUGCUUUGGACGUUGAUACUGAUCCUAUUCGAUGCGAUUCGAGGCAGGAAGCGGACUAAAGUGCACGAUGUAAGCAUAGUACAAUUUGGUAGCACGCCCGAUACGUGUUUGCAGGCGUAUUUUGACGGAAGGAGUGACUUCAUAAAGAUGGCCCCGUUGCGUUCAUCAUUACGGUCAUUGUGUCCUGUGUGGUGUAUGCAGCUUACAUGUCGAAGUUUCUGUCGGGGAUGGACUUCGGCUUGUCACUUGUUUUCCAGUUUGUGCUGUUGAGUUGGUUCACUCUCGACCUCCGCCGACUGGACCGACACCUUGAUUGGGAUUGCAUUAGCA
Molecule: messenger RNA, 3050 nt
Organism: Phytophthora sojae
Lineage: Eukaryota; Oomycota; Peronosporomycetes; Peronosporales; Peronosporaceae
Exons: 3
Coding region: 8-1495 (495 amino acids)
Biological process (GO): monosaccharide transmembrane transport
Cellular component (GO): membrane
Molecular function (GO): hexose transmembrane transporter activity
Source: RefSeq, a predicted model, not a curated record